Molecule: messenger RNA, 405 nt
Organism: Blepharisma stoltei
Lineage: Eukaryota; Ciliophora; Heterotrichea; Heterotrichida; Blepharismidae
Source: the annotation of a GenBank genome assembly
AUGUCAAGGUUUUUAUAUUCAAAAUCAUAUUUUGCCGACUUGCUAACUUAUAGCCCCUUUAUAAGUAUUAUGCAUUUAUUCAAGAAAUUGCUUUCAAAAUUAAAGCCUUCCUAUCUCGAAUUCGAAGAGGCAUUACCUGAAAGCCCCGAAGAGUUUAAAUCCGCUCAUCAUCAGAUUGUCUUGAAAGAAAUCUCCAAGUAUGAGGAUGUGGAUUUGAAUAAUUUAUCAGAUUCUCAAAUAAAGAAGAUCGCUAAAGAAAUUGCAAUGAUAAUUGCAACUUCGCUUCUGAAAUAUCCUAAUACAGCAGAGUGCGACACAGUAGGGUUCAACCUGAAAAAAAGUAUAGCUCACUUUCGCAAAUCAUCAAAAAAAUGACUGAAAAUUUCACUGUCAAACCUAUGGUAA